GCAUUCUUCCUCCAGUGCAGUGGCGCACCAAUGGCCAUGCUGGCGCCGGCCAUCCAAGCUGUGGCCGCAUGGCCAUGCCAUGCGGAUGCAGCGGCGCAGCCCAGCCAGCCACGUCGACGUCGAGCCCAGCAGGUGCAGAAGUUCCAGGCGAGGGGAGGAUAUUUGGCAAGUGCGGGAGCCCUGGUGGCUUCUUGCAGAGCCAGGAAGGCACAUUUUCUUCGCUUACGAGCCACAAGCAGCACCAUCCUGAUCGACGAAGCCACAUCCGGAGACCUGCUCCCUGCCGCGGACGUGGCGGUGCGGGCACUGCGCUGGACGGAAGG
Molecule: messenger RNA, 323 nt
Organism: Cladocopium goreaui
Lineage: Eukaryota; Dinophyceae; Suessiales; Symbiodiniaceae
Source: the annotation of a GenBank genome assembly